This is a messenger RNA of Trematomus bernacchii (emerald rockcod), 11932 nucleotides long. It is a transcript of the gene ank2b, whose product is annotated as ankyrin 2b, neuronal. Gene Ontology annotation, cellular component: T-tubule. Lineage: Eukaryota; Metazoa; Chordata; Actinopteri; Perciformes; Nototheniidae. The record is from RefSeq and is a predicted model, not a curated record. The coding region runs from base 149 to 10561 and encodes 3470 amino acids. Gene Ontology annotation, biological process: signal transduction; regulation of cardiac muscle contraction; protein localization to T-tubule. The transcript has 50 exons. Gene Ontology annotation, molecular function: protein binding.
GUUUGACAGGGACUGAGGGGGGCGUCCCCCCUGGAUGGUAGACUGUUUUUUAAGGGGGAGGCCAGGGGGAGCAGGGCUGGAUUAUCAGAGUGAUUAAAUGCCCUCACUUAGAUUCUGUACGUUCUGAUGGGAUAGUGAACCUCGCAGCAUGGGCAACGCGGCCAUGUGUAAGGUGUGCGGCUCGGACAAGGGCCUGAGGACGGGGAGCCGGUCCCACCUGGACCAGGACGCUCUCCCAGACUACUACUGUGAGGACCACUGCCCUGUGCAGACCCCUCUGUCGGACAGUCACACCAGUUUCCUGCGAGCGGCGAGAGCAGGAAACAUUGACAAAGUUUUGGAGUUUCUGAAAGGUGGAGUGGACAUCGGCACCAGCAAUCAGAAUGGUCUCAAUGCACUGCACCUGGCAGCCAAGGAGGGCCAUGUGGACCUGGUCCAGGAGCUGCUGGAGAGAGGGGCAGCCGUGGACUCUGCCACAAAGAAAGGAAACACAGCACUGCACAUCUCCUCUCUAGCUGGGCAGGUUGACGUAGUGAAGAUCCUGGUCAAACGAGAAGCUGACAUCAAUUCACAGUCUCAGAAUGGAUUCACUCCUCUGUACAUGGCCGCCCAGGAGAACCACAUGGAAGUGGUGCGAUACCUGCUGGAGAAUGGAGGCAACCAGAGCACCGCUACCGAGGAUGGCUUCACCCCCCUGGCCAUCGCCCUGCAGCAGGGCCACAACCAGGUGGUCUCUGUCCUGCUGGAGAAUGACACUAAAGGCAAGGUGCGCCUGCCUGCUCUGCACAUCGCGGCCCGAAAGGACGACACCAAGUCGGCCGCGCUGCUGCUCCAGAACGACCACAACGCCGACGUCCAGUCCAAGAUGAUGGUCAAUAGGACUACUGAGAGUGGAUUCACCCCCCUGCAUAUCGCUGCCCACUAUGGCAACGUGAAUGUGGCCACACUGCUUCUGAACCGAGGGGCAGCCGUGGACUUCACGGCAAGGAAUGGGAUUAUUCCUCUACAUGUGGCAUCCAAGCGGGGCAACACUAACAUGGUGGGCCUGCUACUGGACCGCGGCUCUCAGAUUGAUUCUAAAACAAGGGACGGUCUGACCCCCCUUCACUGUGCGGCCCGGAGUGGACAUGAGAUAGCUGUGGAGCUGCUGCUGGAGAAAGGAGCCCCCAUGCUGGCCCGGACCAAGAACGGGCUGUCUCCUCUUCACAUGGCGGCACAAGGCGACCAUGUGGAAUGUGUCAAACACCUUCUGCAGCACAAGGCUCCGGUUGAUGAUGUCACGUUGGACUACCUGACAGCGCUGCAUGUGGCCGCUCACUGCGGUCACUACAAAGUCACCAAGCUGCUGCUGGACAAGAGGGCCAACCCCAACGCCAGGGCCCUGAACGGCUUCACUCCGCUGCACAUAGCCUGUAAGAAGAACCGAGUGAAGGUGAUGGAACUGCUGGUCAAAUAUGGAGCCUCUAUUCAGGCCAUUACAGAGUCUGGUUUGACUCCGAUCCACGUGGCAGCCUUCAUGGGUCACCUGAACAUCGUCCUGCUGCUGCUGCAGAACGGAGCCUCGCCCGACGUCAGCAACAUUCGAGGGGAAACAGCGUUACACAUGGCAGCCAGGGCGGGUCAGGUGGAGGUGGUCCGGUGUCUGCUGAGGAACGGAGCUAUGGUGGACGCCAGGGCACGGGAGGACCAGACUCCGCUCCACAUUGCCUCUCGUUUGGGGAAAACAGAGAUUGUUCAGCUGCUGCUGCAACACAUGGCUCAUCCUGAUGCUGCCACAACCAACGGCUACACCCCCCUCCACAUCUCCUCCAGGGAGGGGCAGGUGGAGACAGCCUCUGUGCUGCUGGAGGCUGGAGCUUCACACUCACUGGCCACCAAGAAAGGGUUCACUCCCCUGCACGUGGCCUCCAAGUACGGAAGCCUAGAUGUGGCCAAACUUCUGCUGCAGCGCUGCGCUCCGCCCGAUUCUGCUGGGAAGAACGGCCUCACUCCGCUCCAUGUCGCAGCACAUUACGAUAACCAGACGGUGGCGCUCCUGCUAUUGGACAAAGGAGCGUCCCCUCACACCAUGGCCAAGAACGGAUACACUCCUCUCCACAUCGCCGCUAAGAAGAACCAGAUGGAGAUCGCCACGGUGCUGCUGCAGUACGGAGCGGACACCAACAUCCUGACCAAGCAGGGGGUCACCCCGCUGCACCUGGCCUCUCAGGAGGGCCACGCCCACAUGGCUGCCCUGCUCAUCAGCAAGGGGGGGCAGGGCAACGUGCAGACUAAGAGCGGCCUGACGGCCCUCCAUCUGGCCGCCCAGGAGGACAGAGUGUCUGUUGCAGAGACCCUGGCCAGAAACGGAGCCAACCUCGACCAGCAGACCAAAUUGGGAUAUACCCCGCUAAUUGUAGCAUGUCACUAUGGUAACGCAAAGAUGGUCAACUUCCUGCUUCAGAAUGGAGCCAGUGUCAACGCCAAGACCAAGAAUGGAUACACUCCUCUCCACCAGGCGGCCCAGCAGGGGAACACACACAUCAUCAAUGUGCUGCUGCAAGGUGGAGCCAAGCCCAACGCCAUCACUGUCAAUGGUAACACUGCUCUGGGGAUCGCUCGGAGGCUGGGCUACAUCUCUGUGGUGGAUACGCUGAGGGUCGUCACCGAGGAGAUCAUCACCACCACAACGACGGUGACGGAGAAACACAAGCUGAACGUUCCGGAGACCAUGACUGAAGUGCUGGAUGUGUCCGAUGAAGAGGGUGAUGACACGAUGACAGGUGACGGGGGGGAGUACCUGAGGGCGGAGGACCUCAGGGAGCUGGGAGACGACUCCCUGCCAGGACAGUACCUGGAUGGGAUGAACUACCUCCGCUUCAGCCUGGAGGGGGGGCGCACUGACAGUCGAAUGCAAAGUUGUGACAGGUCCUUCACACCCACACACCACAGCUACUACUCCCCUAAACAUGAGAGCAUGAUGGACGAGAUGCUGACCUGUCACCAGGUUUCGACACUAGCUAGGACGAAUGAGAGCGACUCGUAUCGUCUGAGUUGGGGCACAGAGAACCUGGACAACGUGGCUCUGUCGUCCAGCCCCGUCCACUCUGGCCGUUCCUCCCCGUGCCAUGAACAUGGAGACCACUGCAGCUUCCUGGUCAGCUUCAUGGUGGACGCUAGGGGCGGAGCCAUGCGCGGUUGCCGGCACAACGGCCUCCGCAUCAUCAUCCCGCCCAGGAAGUGCAGCGCGCCCACACGGGUGACCUGUCGGCUGGUCAAGAGGCACCGCCUGGCCACCAUGCCCCCCAUGGUGGAGGGCGACGGCCUGGCCAGCAGGAUCAUCGAGGUGGGGCCCUCUGGAGCCCAGUUCCUCGGUAAACUGCACCUCCCAAAUGCCCCCCCGCCUCUAAAUGAGGGAGAGAGUUUGGUUAGCAGAAUCCUCCAGCUCGGCCCACCUGGGACCAAAUUCCUCGGGCCUGUGAUUGUGGAGAUCCCCCACUUUGCUGCCCUGCGGGGGAAAGAGAGGGAGCUGGUGAUUCUGAGGAGUGAGACUGGAGAGAGCUGGAAGGAGCAUCACUGUGAACACACCCAAGAGGAACUCAACCAAAUACUCAACGGCAUGGACGAGGAGCUCGACACGCCGGAGGAACUGGAGAAGAAGCGCCUUUGCCGAAUCAUCACUAGAGAUUUCCCACAAUACUUUGCAGUGGUUUCACGUAUAAAGCAAGAUAGCAACCUGAUUGGUCCUGAAGGAGGCGUCCUCAGCAGCACUGUUGUGCCACAAGUACAGGCAGUGUUUCCUGAGGGAGCCCUCACCAAGAGGAUCAGGGUUGGACUGCAGGCCCAGCCAGUCAAUGUGGAUGUAGUGAAGAAGAUCCUGGGAAACAAAGCCACCUUCAGCCCCAUCGUCACCCUGGAGCCUCGCAGGAGAAAGUUCCAUAAACCCAUCACCAUGACCAUCCCUGUUCCCAAGAACAACUCUGACAUGGUUCUCAAUGGCUUUGGAGGGGACACCCCCACCUUACGGCUGCUCUGUAGUAUCACAGGUGGAACGACGCCUGCUCAAUGGGAGGACAUAACAGGAACUACUCCGCUAACAUUCAUCAAUGACUGCGUCUCCUUCACCACCAAUGUGUCUGCAAGAUUCUGGCUGAUAGACUGUCGGCAAGUGCAGGAAUCUGUUAAUUUCUCCACUCAGGUGUACCGAGAGAUCAUUUGUGUACCGUACAUGGCCAAGUUUGUCAUCUUUGCAAAGACGCAUGAUCCCAUUGAAGCCCGACUGCGGUGCUUCUGCAUGACAGAUGACAAGAUUGACAAAACUCUGGAGCAGCAGGAGAACUUCAUCGAGGUGGCACGCAGCCGAGAUGUUGAGGUCCUGGAAGGCAAACCUAUCUAUGCAGACUGCUUUGGAAACCUUGUUCCACUCACCAAAAGUGGCCAGCACCAUCUCUUUAGCUUCUAUGCCUUUAAGGAGAACAGACUAGCACUCUUUAUCAAAAUCAGAGACAACACUCAGGAGCCCUGUGGACGUCUGUCCUUUAUGAAAGAACCCAGGAACUACCGGGCACUCACCCAAAAUGCCAUAUGCCACCUCAACAUCACCCUUCCAUCGUACUGCAAGGAUUCCGAUUCAGAUCAAGAGCAAGAGGAAGAGACCAGCAGAACGCUUGAGAAAUAUGAAGAGACGCCAACAUCAGCCCUGAAAUCAGAGCUGAUUCGAGAACCCGACCUUCUAUCCGACGUGUCAGAGAUGAAACAAGAUUUGAUCAAAAUGACUGCCAUCUUGACUGCAGACACCACAGAGAAAUCCCCUUCCUUAGGAAGGUGUGGUGUAGAGAAAGGGACUGAGGAUGUUUCUGGAGAGCCAUUAGAAAUAAUGGAGAAGGACUUAGAGAAAGUCAAAGAGGACCUAGAGAAAGUCAGUGAGAUACUCAGGAGUGGAACCUAUAAGGGUGAGGCAGCUGAAGAGACAGCAAAAGCAGCUAGAAUGGCAGAGGAGUGGGUUCUCCUAUCAGAGAGUGAGAUAAAGGAGGCCAUAAAGAUGGCAGCCUUGGAAACUCAAGAGCCUAUCUUACGUGAAAGUAGAGCCAACCGAGGGGCUCCCAGACCAAAAGCAAUAAAGGACAGUGGUGACCUGAAAGAAUACCUCCUGGAUGGAUCAGUGGGCUCCAAAAUAAAAGUCAAAAAAGAGCCAGCUGUCCAAGAAAGAUCCACUGAAGUUGUCUCAAGCAAAAGUGCAAAACCAACUACUCCAACCAAAGGGCAGGACAAAACAGCUGCUGGUGAUGUUAAGAAGCCAGUCAGGAGGAAGGGCAAAGAUCAGGGGCAGGCAGAGGAAUCCACAGAGGCAGGUGCUCUUCUAAGUGUGCCAACAGCUCCUGCCCCGGCAUCACCUGUCUCUCCAGUGAUUGAAGAAACACCCAUUGGGUCAAUAAAGGAUAAGGUCAAAGCCUUACAACAGAAAGUAGAAGCAGAGCAAAAGAGUAAAAAGGUCACUGCGAGCAAGUCUUCACAAUUGCCUGUCGCGCGCAAGCCUUCUCCAAAAGCCAAAGAAAGCCCUAAAUUGAAACAGGGCCCCCCUAAAUCCCCCAAAACGGAGUCUGAAAAACUUGAGGAGACAAUGUCAGUCAAAGAGCUGAUGCAAGCAUUCCAAACAGGGCAGGACCCCUCAAAGAGAAAGUCUGGGCUAUUUGAGCUCAAAACAUCCACAAUGUCAAGAUCAGAGGAAUCCACCAAAUCAGAUACCAUCCAGUCAAAAUCCAUGACCAAAGCAAUAAGUUCAUGUGUCUCUCAAGAACGAGAAUUAUCUUUGGAUUCCAAACCUCGCAAGAAACAGACCCCUCAGCAAGACAAAGAGAUGGAACCUAAGUCAGUUCAUUCAGAUCUAACUGAAACUACAGACUUUGGAAAUGGUGGCCUUGACGAUAGCUCUGACAGCUCAAAACAUGAGGCUGUGGCAGACUCCCUAAGUGCCAGUUCUGGAGAUGGAACCCCUCAUCUGAGCUCUGAGGACAGUUUGAAACAUGAGGGUCUUGCCACUCCAGACACUAGCCCAGAUAGUCUUUCUCCCAAAAGUGGACAGCAGACCUCCACAUCUUCAGCAGUAACUGCUACGACAUUCAAGUCAGAAAGCAAAGACACAGAGAAGCCUGGCGACUCUGGUGUAGAGACCACUGGUGACCAUCUGUCUACAGAAUUGACUCUCCCUGUUGCUUCCAAAGACGCUGCAGAUGAUCACGCUAAAAGUGAGUCCUUUUCUGUUAAAAGCAGCGAUUCUAAGCCACCUAAACCUCAAAAACGUACAAAGAGAAUUUCAGAGACUGUAGAAACGUUUCUUAGUGAUGACGAGAGCCCUGAUCAUCAGCUAACAUUACCUUUAGUUGGUUAUCCAGCCUCUAGAUCCUCUUCACAGCGUCAUGACAGCUUAGAGUUGCCUUUAAAACAAGACUCAGAUGCUCUUAGUCCAUUUGCCGAUGACUCCUUAACAAUAAGCCACAGAGACUCUCUAGAUGAUAGUCCUCUCAUGGAAGAAAACUCCUCCCAUAAGUCCCCAGAUUCUAUUGAACCUAGCCCGACCAAGGAGUCACCCCCUCAUGACUCUUUAGAGAGUAGCCCUGUAGAGCGAAAAAGCCACCCAUCUUUCCCAUCAUCUCUAGGUCCGCCUAGUAACUCUUCUAGACAUCUAGAUCCCUCCAAAGCUACAGAAUUCCCCCAAGAUGCUUUGCGUGGUAGGCUGCUUCGAGACCAAGAGGCUAGUGCUGACGAUGAAUGUUGUGAGCAGACAUCUCAGAGGACAAGUUCCGGUAAGAGUCCCCUCUCCCCUGAUACUCCUAGUUCUGAAGAGGUAAGUUAUGAGGUAAACCCCAAACCCCCUGAACAUACAUCCCUCUCUGUUCCAUCCAAAUCUGCUGUCAUCCCUGAAGACCCAGAAGAAGAGGAUACAUCAGAAAGCUAUGAACCUAUGAGAAAAAUCACCCCAGAGGAUGAGAUGUUUAAGAUGGCAGCCAAAAUAAAAACAUUUGAUGAAAUGGAACAGGACGCAAGGAGCAAAAUGAACUCUAGAAAAGAUUUGGUUUCCUCAGCAUGUGCCAAAACAGGGGAUGACAGCUAUGAAACAAUAGAGCACACAAGUGAGAAGCUUUCGCAAAGUGAAUGUGGGUUUGGAAAACCCGCAGAAGAUUCAAAGAUAGCUAUUUUUGCUGAUCCCCAUAUUAAAGUACAACCUCCCUCUCCUUUCUCAGCAGGUUUGCAUGAUGGAUCCCACAACAAAGAGGUCAUGAAAACAAGAACAACAGCCACUGUCAUUUCAGAGGGACCUCCCUCUGUCUCAGACCAGCUUCAUUCAGAAAUACAACUGGACACUGCACAGGAACACAUGGCUUCACCAUCUGCAAAAGCUGAUACAGACAGUAUUUCCAAAAAGGCCUCUGCCACACCACAUGUUGAAAACAGGACUGAUGAGCAAAAGGAAGAGUGCUUAAGGAAGUCAAAAGACAACAGCGAAGAUGAUACGCUUGGUCAAGAGUUAGGGGUUUCUAAGCCACAGACUGGUACGCUAAAACAUGUCAAAAAUGUAACAGAUGAAGUGAAAGGAGAUCAAAAAGAGCAGCCAGGAGUGCCAGAGGCUGGUGCCUCCGGUGAAGCUAAGGACAUGUUUAUACAGGAGGUCUGUGUAUAUGAUGACACAGAGGAUGAUGAAACACUAGAACCUCCCAGAACUGAGUCAAAAGGAGUCACUGCAAGGGUAGAAACGGACUCAUGGUCUGCCAUGCGGGAGGAUGAUGAUACCUUUGCAGCUCGCGUCAAGGAGGAGGAACAGAAAAUACUGAAUCUGGUAGUGGACCGUCAGUCUCUGCAAGCAACUCCAGACACAACACCUGGUAGGACACCAACAGAAGAGAGCACUCCUACCAGUGAGCCAAACCCUUUUCUUUUUCAAGAAGGGAAGCUUUUUGAAAUGACCCGAAGUGGCGCUAUUGACAUGACAAAGAGGAGCUAUGAGGAAGAAGGAGGUGGUUUUGCCUUUUUCCAGAUAGGUGAUCAGCCUUUAGAUGAGCCUCUCGUAGAAGAGGCCAGGCAGGACAGUAUGAGAUCAGCAGCAGAAGAUGAAGUUGGCCUCAAUCUAACACUAGAGGUUAAGAGUGAAGAGACUAAGACAUCAAAAGAGGAAAGUGAUUCUCAGCUUCAGUCCCCACCUGAGGCUGAUCAGCCAGCCUCUAAAGCCGAUCCCACCACAUCUCAAAUCCCUGAAACGAGCCUUUCUGCUUCAUCCAAAACUGCAAAGAAAGAUCAGACAUCACCUGAAGGUCUAGAGACUAAAACAGACACAAAUGUGAAUGAAGGAUACUUAGAUUUAGGAAAACAGUCCACUGACCAAAUGAUAACAACUGCAGAAACAACAGUCACUAGAUCAGUUUACUCUGAGCAGGGCCAAGAGUCUUCUGAUUCCUCUCCAGAAGAAGCACAGUCAGUGAUAGAAGCACCCACACCAACAGACAAAACCAAACAAGUUGCUUCCAGUGGUGUUAAAAAGAUUCCAGUCAAAACACCAUCUAAGUCUACUUCUCAAGGUCGGGGUAAAUCCACAACUCCCUCUCCACCUCAAGCAACCUCCUCUUCAACCACUCUUAAUAAAGAGGCCUCCUUCAUUUCUGAACCUAAAUCUAGAAUUCCCAUUAAGUCUAGCCCUCCCAAGCCUGAUUCUCCUGCCAAGACUGCUCUAUCUACCCACAACAAAAAGCUUAAGGUCCCUGUGAAAAAGGAUUCAAGGAGAAAAUCUGAGACAGAUGCAGGUCCCUCUUUGGAUAUCAAAACCAAGACACCAUCUUUCAAAGCCAAGAGCUUCUGUGAGGCGGAGUCUACCACACCAUCUGCCAAGAAAGAACAAGGUCGCCCAUUGAGUGCUGAUUUAGCUAAAUCUAAAGGUUUCCAGUCCAGAUUGCCAGUCCGAGGCAAAAGGGGUCAAUCAACUCAUUCAUCAACACCCAUGAAAGAGAAAAGUGAGCAACAAAAACAGUCCAUUGAUUUCUCUGAGGAGAUAAGCGAUGAGGCAGCCAAACUGGUGGCAAGGUUGGCACAGGCAGAGACAGAGAAAGAACAAGAGGCUGCAGCUGCCAACUCAGAUGAUGAGAGCAGUCUCAUUGAUCCAUCACUCAUAGAGAGAGAUACUUUCCCUGAGAUGCAGUUCCCUCCCUCAGGAGACGUCUUUCCCAUUAGACCACUGUGGGAUGACCCUGCUGAGACACAGAUGCAGCGAAUCCCAGAUGAUAAAGUCCAAAGUCAAGUAGAUCCACAGGAUGAAGAAGAGAGAAAAGAGCAACGGUUGGCCAUUAUAGCCGACCACCUGGGCUUCAGCUGGACUGAAUUGGCUCGGGAACUGGACUUCAGUGAGGAGAGGAUCAACCUGAUAAGAGUUGAAAACCCUAACUCACUGCAAGAUCAAAGCCAUGCCCUUUUGAACCUCUGGGCAGAAAGAGAAGGACAACAUUCCACAGAAACAGCACUGAUCAAAAGAUUGACUAAGAUCAAUCGAAUGGACAUUGUUCACCUCAUCGAAACCAAGAUACUCAAGUCCACUGAGGACGACACAUCAUCACAUACCUAUGCAGAAAUAGAGCGGACCAUAGCAUUGGAUCAUAGUGAAGGUUUCUCUGCCCUUCAUGAGGACAUUGACAGCCCCAGGCCCGGCAGGCGUACAGAGGCUUCACGUAGGAGUCCAGGCUCGGGACAAGAGGUACCCAUGGUGACAGCAGAGGACCUGUCCUCCAGUUUGUCAUCACUACACGAAAAAAAGGCCCAUAAAGAAAAACUACAAAAAGAGAUGGAGACAUCAUACUCAUCACAAAGAGUAUAUGAAGAAUUGACAGAUACCGUACACACAGGCAGUUUGAAACAAGCGGAUAACCUCCCAGAUAUCCCAGCACAGACCGUCACAGAGGAGAAGUACACAGAUGAGCAUGGCAACAUGGUGGUUAAAAAAAUCACUCGGAAGGUUAUUCGUAAAUACGUGUCAGCGGAUGGCAUGGAGACACAGGAAGUGACCAUCGAGGGCUCUCACCAGGAGACGGUGCACAUCGAGGAGGGAGACACUGUGUCCAGAGUGGUGAAGAGGACUGUGUUACACAGUGGGGGGGAUCAGAGAGAGUUGACCUUCUCAGAGCCCCUGGCCAUGGGCGCUGCCACAUCAUCAGAGUUUGAGGUGGAGCCGGUGAAAGGUCGAAAGGUCAGCAAGGUUGUCAAGACGACGGUGGUGAGAGGCGAGAGGAUGGAGAAGCAGACGGGAGACUCCUCGUUGGCUGCUGAUCUCCCCUCAGCCAGAAAGGACUUUGAGAAGGCGUUGAGUUAUGCUGGAGGCUUUGGGAUAGGUCUCCUGCCUCAUGUAGUAGAGAGAGAGAUUGUGCAGGACGACGGUUCUGUGGUCAAAAGAAGCGAGAUGCGUAGGUCUCGAACCCAGAAGAGGACUGUGGUGAGGGACUCCCAGGGAAAGCACGUGCACCUCGAGCGCCACGACGACCCCCCCCGACGCCCUGCAGCCCGACGCCCUGCAGCUGCACCUGCACCGCCUGCUGCAACACUACUGUGAGGAGGGGGAGGAGGAGGAGGAGGAGGAGGAGGAGGAGGAGGAGGAAUGGUUUGAAUAGCAGCUGCUGAUCUUCCUCUGUGGCUCCGCCUCCUCAGAUCCAGAGGUUCUGUCCCUUCUCGUUGUCCUCGCCGAUCACUGGAUUAUAGCUUUCCUUCUUCUUUGUGUUGAACAAUGGAACAGUAUUUAGUGAUUCAACACUCGUCCUUCCUUCACAUUGUGUUUCCUUUGUGACCAAAGAUGGCACCCUUCAUUUCUGUCAGACUUGAGUUUUCCCUCUCGGGCUGCGGGGGUGUGUUCCGGUACGACCCGCCACCGGUGGAUCAAACUCAGAGAGGGGCAUCUCGGACGUUUUGGCCUCACGCACAGCCCUCUUCUUGAAGAACUCUUGUAAACAUAUGUACAUAGAGGAGGAAAUCAUGCUUGAACUUAGGGGGGUGGGGAGAGAAGACAUCUCAAAGCAUUUAAUACAUUAGCCCACCCUGCUGUACAUGCACCGACUCAGCGGGAGAAUGGCCACCGGACAGAUGACAUUAAUGUUAAAGAGAAUACAUUGUGGUGUGAGUGUGUGUCACCCUGCUGAUCUGUUUACUAAGGCUGUGUGAUCACACCUUUUGUCUUCCCAUCAUGCAUCUCUUUUGUUUAACGUGUCAGUCUUUCUAUACUGUGUUGUGCAUUUGCAUUUGAUCUGUCACAGAGCUGCCACUUCUGUGUGUAAAUACAGUUUGUGUAUUGAGAGAAAGUAGAGAUGGAGCAACCCCCCCCCCCCCCCCCAUAUAUGUGUCACCUCCACCUUCACAUGCUGCUCCUCAUCCCCUCACACUGAUCAUAUAAGGCUGGAUCAUGUUUCUUCUUGUCAACAACUCUCAUGAGCAGAGCCACCAACAACAACCUCCCCUCCUCACAGGAAGUGUUAGUAUCAAACCCCAUCCUCCUCUGUGCUGGAGAGUUCCAUUUUGGUCAAAAGUAGGUUAAAGUAUGACUUUAAGCACUUCUCUGCCAGUAAAAGUGAUGUAAUAGUUUCAUUUUGAGAGGACUCAUAACGCUUCAAAAUGCCCAAAGUUUUCUUUGCUUCCUGAUUUUCUCAGUAAGUACAAGAUGAGAGGAGCUGGACUGACCACUGUCAUGUAUGUUAAGGCUGCGUAUCCUCUCCUGAGUCCAGAGGAACUACAGCAGAUCAGCUGUUUGAGGAAUUUACAGAGUCUAUUUAAUAAUGAAAGUAUAUAUCUGUGAGACAUUUUUUAAAUAUUUACAUCUUCACUGUGUUUGGGGCCAAGAGACAGAGACAGGGUCAGAGACAGAGACAGGGUCAGAGACAGAGACAGAGACAGAGACAGAGACAGAGCCAGAGCCAGAGACAGAGACAGAGACAGA